UUGACCAGCCUCCGAGCCCUCAAAUGUGUGUCCUCGAAUUAUGUCUUUGGUGGGUAAUAAGCUUGGCAAAUCCCUUGUGGUUGAACCAACAAUUACCAAGGGAAAUUUGCUCUGAACCCUACCGAGCACUAAGUGCUACGAGGCAGCAAAGCAUGGUAAGAGAUUUCUGAAAUCCAUCAAAAUCUGGGGAUUUAGAUUCUUCUGCCCAGCCUAAUGCAGAGCUGUCCUUGACUCCUGGGAGAACCUGCAACUGGGGUGCACUGCUCUGAGGUGGGGUUGGACUCCACACUACGGCCACGUCCUGGCUUGGGCCUCUAGCCUGUUCUAGCCAGUCAGCACAGGGAUGUUGGGUCACACUGGAGAGGCUGGCUGUGUACAGGAGGCCGAGUGAGCUGCCUGCUAAUGGGCCUGGGCCACCCUGUGCAGCUCCCUGGAGGCCGGACAAGGCUGGGAUUGUUCCCUGGCUCCCUUUGUCUCCCCACUCCCCUCCCAGGCCUGGCCCGCCUGCCUGGCCACUCUCCUCUCCCUCCAUCAGCCCAGCUGGCAGGAGCCUGGGCCUCCACCCGUGGAGCCCCAGGCUGCUGACCCACCAGCUUAGGAGCACCUGUCAAGCUCUGGGUAAGGAAGCUCACCUUCUGGGACUCUGACACUCCUCUUCUGGGGAAAUAGAGGUACAGCACCUGCUCCAGCCCCCAUUUCCACUGCAGCUGCACACACCCCAUUCUACUCAGAGGUCUCCAAAUCCUGCUAAGGCAAGGGACCCUGAAGGGAGACAGACCCCAGCAUCUUCCUCUCACCCUUCUCCCAGAUUAAGGACCAAGUUUGCCUUGUGCCCAGCAGGGUCCCCAGCACCCAGCUCAGGACCCGAGGGCCCCCAAACUGUUGAAUGACAGGAGCGGAGGUGCAGAGUGUGUGUAGCAAAAACAGGCACACAGAUGGACAGUUGAAGCUGGCGGCAGGAAGAGGGGUGGGGCUAGGCUGUAGAGUUGCUGGGAAGUUUGGGCCUGGGAGGUGGGGGAGUGUCCCAUUUCCUUCCUCUUGGGGCGGCUCCGCCUACCGAGCUGGCCCUGCCCCUCCACUUGUGCCAAGGAAUGUGCCUGGAGAGGCGGGCGGGGCAGCAGAGCCGGCACCGGAGGCAGCGCGCAGGUCAACGUGGAGGUGUCAGGCCACCAUGCUCAGUCUCAAGCUGCCUCAACUCCUUCGAGUGCACCAGGUCCCCAGGGUGUUCUGGGAAGAUGGCAUCAUGUCUGGCUACCGCCGCCCCACCAGCUCGGCCUUGGACUGUGUCCUCAGCUCUUUCCAGAUGACCAACGAGACGGUCAACAUCUGGACGCACUUCCUGCCCACCUGGUACUUCCUGUGGCGCCUCCUAGUGCUGGCGGGGGGCCCGGGCUUCCGCGCGGAGCCGUACCACUGGCCGCUGCUCGUCUUCCUGCUGCCCGCCUGCCUCUACCCCUUCGCGUCGUGCUGCGCGCACACCUUCAGCUCCAUGUCGCCCCGCGCGCGUCACAUCUGCUACUUCCUGGACUACGGCGCGCUCAGCCUAUACAGUCUGGGCUGCGCCUUCCCCUAUGCCGCCUACUCCAUGCCGGCCUCCUGGCUGCACGGCCGCUUGCACCAACUCUUUGUGCCUGCCGCCGCACUCAAUUCCUUCCUGUGCACCGGCCUCUCCUGCUACUCCCGGUUCCCCGAGCUAGAAAGCCCUGGGCUCAGUAAGGUCCUCCGCACAGCAGCCUUCGCCUAUCCCUUCCUGUUCGACAACCUCCCACUCUUCUAUCGGCUCGGGCUGUGCUGGGGCAGGGGCCACAACUGUGGCCAGGAGAUGCUGAGCACCAGCCAUGGCUACCACCUCUUUUGCGCGCUGCUCACUGGCUUCCUCUUUGCCUCCCACCUGCCCGAGCGCCUGGCACCAGGACGCUUUGACUACAUUGGCCACAGUCACCAGCUAUUCCACAUCUGUGCAGUGCUGGGCACCCACUUCCAGCUGGAAGCGGUGCUGGCUGAUAUGGGAUCUCGCCGAGCCUGGCUGGCCACACAGGACCCUCCCCUGGACCUGGUGGGCACAGUGGCCACACUGAGCUUGGCAGUGGCUGGAAACCUACUCAUCAUUGCCGCUUUCACAGCCUCCCUGCUUCGGGCCCCCGGUACAUGCCCUUUGCUGCAGGAUGGCCAACCAGAGGGGGGUACCCAGGCCAAACAGCAGUGAGGCCCCAUUCCUAACCCUGCCCUGGAGGAAGGCAGAGGCCAGGCCCCACUGCUGGGGAGGAGCCCAGACCUGGGCCUGAUAAGGUGGAGACAUCUCAGCCUGGAACCAAGAGUGGCUGAGGAGAGAGGGCUGAGGAGAGAAGGCAGCGGAGAAGAGGGGUGUUCAGGGGGUUGGUGGGGGGACCAGCAGAGAGUGAGAGGGACCAUGAGGGGGCUCUUGAUGGGAGUGGGGGAAGUGCUGAGGGUCUGAGAGGGGAGGUGUGUGUGUCCAGGCUGGAGCUGUACCCAUGCCCUAUUGGAGUUUGGGGUGGGGACAUGUGGGGGCCCUUUCAUCUGGCCCCAUUUCUGGCGCUCCUGGAAGUCUCUGCUCAGCCCAGGGAAGAACUAACAUGACUAACCCAGGCCUACCCUGAAUGCUUGUUAACCAGGCCGGGAUGCUGCACACUUGGCCCCCACCCCCAAACCAGGUAGUGCCCGGGUUGCCAGCAGCUGUUUGUCUAUGGUGAUGAGUCUGUCUGUCUUGGUCAUAACUGCGUACUUGAGGAGUCCAGGCUUUUGGGGACUGGGUCUAUCUGGGUGUGUCACUGACGAUAGACUGGAUUGUGGUGGGGGGAGGGGAGUGCUAGGCUGGCUGGGGGGAACCAUAGUUAGACUUUAGGAAGCCAUCCUCAAUGCUUUCUGGAACAAGGCAGGUACAAAUAAAUAAAGAAAUAACAGACUUUGGGAAGCACUUUCUGGGACCGCAAAAGGUAAAACCUUUCCACCCCCAUCCUUCUAACACCUCCCUCCCACACUCCAUAGACUGGACAGACUCAUAGGCCCACCAAUUCCUCUUCUGGAGUUUAUUCUGGAGCAGCUGGGAUGAUGGGGACCCCACACUCGUAGGGCAGGGAGGUCAGGGUGAGGGGAAGGGAAGGGACACGGUGAGGAGCCAGAGCUGGGGCUGCCAGCUGGGCCAGCAGGACGGAUGCCCUAGGCUGUGCCAUAGAAGCGCCGAUAGGCCUCCUGGAAGCCGAUGUGGUCAGCCAGCUCGUCACAGUCCGGGUUGAGCUCACACACCUCCCUCUUGGGCUCCAGGGGAUCCGGGUAUGGGUAGGGGGCUGGGGCUCUGAGAUACCAACAAAAUGGCAUCAGCCCCUGUGCAAAAUGCCCACCCCCUCCUCCCACUGCACAUAUGGGGCACCAGUCCCCGCCAGAGAGGACUGCCUAUACCCCGCCAGCAGCCCAUAGAGACCACUCCCCACUGCAGCUCCUCCCCAGCCCACCCUGCGGACGCAGGGCCCUGCCCCAACACCUCCCUUUCUCUUACCCCAGCCAGUGAUACAGGUAGCGCUUGGGUCUCUUUAUCACCUCACUGCCCUCCUGCUUGGACAUGAAGGCUGUGGAGCAGAGGGGCAGGGAUCAGGUGGGGAGCAGGCUACUUUCCUGACAGCCAGGCAAGAGGUGGCAGGAGUAGGGAAUUGGGACUGAGGGAACCAGGGUGAGAGGGGUGGUGCUGGGAGCCCCUACCAGGCCCAUCCUCAUACCUGCACCUUUGUCAGACUCUGCACUGCUGGGCUUUGCACCUGCAAAGGAAAGGAACCCGGUUCACCUCUGCUCAUCCCUAGGGCCCUCAUCCUCCUUCCCCUGCCUCUCUGGCAGCUUGCUCUUCCCUCCUCUCCGUCUACAAGGAUAGGGCUGGGGGUAAAUAGAUUGAGCCUCCAAGAGGGUGGUUAGACUCCAGAAGGGACUGCCAGUGGAAGGAGUGAGAGAGAAGCCACGGCACUUUCCCCUCAUAGCCCCCAGUGAAGUGCAUCCUGGGCGGAGGUGGGGCACUCACCUGCCAGUCCAGCGAGGCAAAGCAAGGCCAGGGCCAGCAGAGUAAGCAGUGUGAGGGCUCUCAUGGUGUGUUCGCCGGUGGCUGCGUUAGGGCUGCUGUCCAGGGCUCAGCUGGUCUGCCCCUUCCAGCCUCCAGCACUCUUUAUACCCUCCGGGCUGUGCGAGGUGGGGGGGGGCACCUGACCAUGUUGUGGGCGGGUCACAGGAAUCUGCCAGGGCUAUUUGGGGGUCAUCCGCCCCAGCUCUGUAGGCCAAACCCCAAAGGAUGUUGUGGUCGGGAGCUGUGGCUGCCUGGGCAGGGGCCUGGGAGUGAUGGAGAAGGAUGGGCCACUAUCAGACUUCCAGGCUCUCGACAUUGCCCCUUGGCCCUUCCCCAGGGCCUCUAACCCCUACUCACUCUUCCUCGGAGACCCCCAGCCUGGCUAAGCACUGGCUGGGUUCUAGGGGGGCCUAAAGAGAAGAGGGGCUCAGAGUCUGAAAUAGAUUUGAGGAGAAUUUGGCUCCAGCUCUCUCACAGCCUGUGAUUUCUACUGCAGCCCCAUGGGCAGAAGCCAAACCCCAGGGAGGGAGUGCCGGGCAAUGCCCUCAUUCACCCAGCGACUCACCAAAGGCAGCCAGUGCGGGGGCAGCCCCACUGCUCAGGCCCUGUGCGUCAAGACGGAGAAAGAGUCCGGGCAGCACGGGGCCAAGAGCCAAAAGCCAAUAUAGGUGGGGGCAGGUGUGAGAUAAGGAAGGCCUCUCGAUCUCUGGAGGAGGCCAGGUGGCUAUGACUGCCAGGUAUGCAGGGCACAGGACAGGGAGGUGGGUCACUGGGGUGGGGAGACAAGGCCUGUGAGGAGUGGGAGAUGGAGUGCACCUCUAGGCUCCUGACCCUCAGGUUCUCCUCCUGUCCUUGCAGCCUCCCCAGUGGUAACAACCUUAGGGGGAGACCUGCCCUCCCCGUAGUGCUCCCAUAAGUGAUACGAAGGCCUAUCCUUUAUGGGACAUAACAUCCCAGCCCAGAAAAACCCCAUCCCACACCUAAGAGCCACCACUGCCUCAGGUCAGCCUGGAGAGGGAAGGGUGUCCUGGCACCUUCCCCUCUGUCUGACCUGUGUCCUCACUCACCUACCCACCCACCAGGGCUCAAGACUGUCUGCCCCACCUGACAAAUAAACAAAGCACUCAAUGGAGCAUUCUGGA
Molecule: messenger RNA, 5205 nt
Organism: Lemur catta (Ring-tailed lemur)
Lineage: Eukaryota; Metazoa; Chordata; Mammalia; Primates; Lemuridae
Gene: PAQR6
Product: progestin and adipoQ receptor family member 6
Exons: 8
Coding region: 887-2206 (439 amino acids)
Cellular component (GO): membrane
Molecular function (GO): signaling receptor activity
Source: RefSeq, a predicted model, not a curated record